AUGCUACCCUUGAGGGACCCGUCAGAUCUCGGGCAGCACGAAGACUGCAGUUUCAGGGACUGUUGUCCCACGCUGUACUGGCUGCUCUGCUGGAUUCCCGUAGCGCUCGUGGCGGCGCUGUUCUCGUGGGCCUACUACGCCUACGUGGUUCUCUUCUGCUACUCCAUCGUGCUCCAGGAGAGUACCGUAACGGCCGCGGCCUUCACUCUCGUCUUCCACCUGCUGCUCUUCUUGUGCCUAUGGUCGUUCGUACGGACCACGCUCUCGGCCCCGAUCGCCGUGCCGCUUCCGUACCAACUGAGCGCUGGCGAGCAGCAAGCGCUGUCCGGCUGCCGCCGCAACGAAAUCGCGUACCGCCGCCUGCUGGACAUGUUGGCCCUGCAGCGCGGUGUGCUUACGGUGGGCGUGGACGGGUGCGUGCGCGUCUGCGAGCCGUGCUGCCUCAUCAAACCGGACCGCUGCCACCACUGCUCCACGUGCCGAAAGUGCAUUCUGAAGAUGGAUCACCACUGUCCGUGGUUCAACAAUUGUGUCCACUUCGGCAAUUACAAGUUCUUCCUGCUCACGCUCUUCUACGCAGUGGCGUUGUCGGUCUACGGCGUCACAACAAUGGGCACCCACGUAGUCAAAAUGUGGCUCGGCGCCACCGCAACGCCAUCCUCAUUUCAUCUGACACUCGUAACUCUGCUCGGAGUGGUGCUGGCGCUCGGCCUGGGCAGCUUCCUGUGCGCGCAUAUCUCCAUGAUGCUGGGCAACGAGACCACCCUGGAGGAUAUGCGGGGUCCCGUGUUCAGAAACCCCGAGGACUCGUUCGACGUCGGCCGCUACCACAACUUCGUCCAAGUGUUCGGUCCACGGGUGUUGCUGUGGGUGGUACCGGUGUUCACCAGCAUCGGCGACGGGGUGAGAUUCCCGACCAAGAUGCACCCUGUGUUGGAGGUUUCACAGACGCUGCCGGCGUUGGCGGACGCUCGAAUAACGCCUCGCGAUGCAUCCCCUGGAAUGGUUCGACCAGCACGGUUGUCUACAGAUUCGCUGCGUGACUCCCGUCCCGCAUCUCCACUAUCUGCUCGCAUGUAGCUGACACUUAUUCAAUACUUCC
Messenger RNA from Dermacentor silvarum, 1102 nucleotides. RefSeq names its product palmitoyltransferase ZDHHC15A. Bases 1 to 1080 code for a protein of 359 amino acids. NCBI's taxonomy places the organism in Eukaryota, Metazoa, Arthropoda, Arachnida, Ixodida, Ixodidae. Gene Ontology annotation, biological process: synaptic vesicle maturation; protein targeting to membrane; peptidyl-L-cysteine S-palmitoylation. Gene Ontology annotation, cellular component: endoplasmic reticulum; Golgi apparatus. The transcript has 3 exons. The record is from RefSeq and is a predicted model, not a curated record. Gene Ontology annotation, molecular function: protein-cysteine S-palmitoyltransferase activity.